Prorocentrum cordatum is the source of this 929-nucleotide messenger RNA. The record is from the annotation of a GenBank genome assembly. NCBI's taxonomy places the organism in Eukaryota, Dinophyceae, Prorocentrales, Prorocentraceae.
AGGCGUCGCGCACCUCGAAAAACAGCUCGCUGGCGCGCUUCAUACACCACGCUGGCGCUCCCGAGGGGGGGGGGUACCUGCAGCAGCUCGUCUGGCUCAUGGAGUGGGCGGACGAGCUUCGCGAGCCCCCCAGGGCUGGCGUGCUCGCAAGUUUCGUGGACUCCAGUCUCUUCGAGCGCGUGGUGCAGGCACGUGACUGGGAAGGGGCAGGUAUCUCCCACGCUGGUGACCAACUGGUUCGGCGAAUUCUGCUCAACUGUGCGUUUAUGGUCAUGGCGGCGAACGACGACAUGGCGAACUAUCAAAACCCCAGCCCGAUGCUGAGAUACCUCGCCGAUGCUUUCCAGCUGUUUUUCACGAUGGAGCUCUUGCUGAAGCUGUGGGUGCACCGCUUGUACUUCUUCUGGAACCAGGACGCCGGUUUCAACACAAUUGACUUCUUCCUUGUGGCCAGUGGUCUCGUGGACAUGGUCGUGCGAAGUUUGGGAUCUGGAUCCCUCGCGCUGCGCACCGUGCGCAUCCUGAAGAUUGGGAAGGCGCUGCGGGCAGUGCGGGUCAUAUCGAAGUUCCGGAACCUGCGCGCAAUCCUCGUCUGCAUUCAGGGGUCCGUCGACACCCUCAUGUGGAGCGUGCUAAUGCUCUGCGUCGUCUUCUACAUGUUCUCCCUCAUCUUCGUCCAGCAGGUAGCCGGCCUCCUCCAGGACUUGCACGAAGUGGGCCAUGAGGAGCUGUCGGAGGAGCGCCAGCUACACGUGGACUACCUGGUCUUCUGCUUCGGUAACGUGUGGCAGGGCAUGCUGACGCUCGCGAUGGCGGCCCUCGGCGGCGAGGAUUGGGGGAUGCCCUACCGGAGCCUCGAGGAAUGCGGCUGGAUCGCGGCCUUCUUCUACCUAAUUUAUCGCUUUUACGCAUAUCGCGCUAAUAAAUAU